ACCGACAUAACGUAUCCAUUGAAACGCCUCGCGCUUGUAUCCAUUCACGAGCUUGCUGAGACAGAGAGCACAUCACAGACGACGAGAGAAGAGAACACGGUGUACCCUUGCAAAAAAUAUCGAGAGGAAAUAAAAACUUGCGCUUCUUAUGUGAAAUCGACAUUCGACUGGAUCUUUAAAUCGAUUUUUGCUCAUUUAGAAAGUGGGGUUAUAUAACUGCAACUCAACGUCAGUUGCGCGCUCACUGGCUAUAGUGUGAGUCAUUGAUAAACGCACGGCGCCGUUGCAUGAAUGAGGUGGAAGUGAAGCGAGUCUGCGCGAGUCGACUCCCGAACCAAAACCCGAGGAUUUCAGUCGCCGAACGACACGCAGCAGAAGAGACUUUCGCAUCGUUUCGUACGAGCUCACCUCGAUGCUUCAGGCCUGAGUGCGUACUCGCAGCGUUUUCUCCGCAUUUUCAGUCGCACGCUGUUUCACUAAUGCUCGACAAAUUCAAACCCGUGCAGUUUGAUUCGGUCAUGGCUAUAAGCAAGACGGUAGAGUGGCUGAAGGAGCAACUGCAGACGCGCAAGGACUGUUUGCUGGUUAUGGACUGUCGAGCGCAGGAGAUGUAUGAAUCAUCGCACGUCGAAACGGCCAUUAACGUGGCCAUACCGAGCCUCAUGCUCCGGCGGUUAAAGAAGGGCAACUUACCCGUCAAGUCACUGCUCGCGAACGGGGAGGACAGGGAGACGUUCGCGCGGAGGUGCAAGACGGAUACGAUCGUGUUGUAUGACGAGUACAGCCGGGAGUGGAAUGAAAAUAUCGACGGCGGAUCGGUGUUGGGUUUACUGCUGAGGAGGAUGAAGGACGAAGGAUACAAGGCUUUCUAUUUAGAGGGUGGUUUUAGUAAAUUUCAAACCGAUUAUCCAACUCUCUGUGAGACAAACCUGGACGGCUCCUCCAGCAGCAGCUCACCGACCUCCCAGGUCCUCGGGCUCGGAGGGCUCCGGAUCAGCUCCGACUCCUCGGACAUCGAAUCAGACAUCGAUCGAGAUCCGAGCAGCGCUACGGAUUCAGACGGAAGCCCUCUGUCCAACCCGCAGCCCUCUUUUCCUGUGGAGAUCCUGCCGUAUCUGUAUCUGGGCUGUGCGAAGGACUCCACAAACCUGGAUAUUCUGGAAGAAUUUGGCAUCAAGUACAUCCUGAACGUGACUCCCAAUCUUCCCAACAUGUUUGAGAACGCCGGGGAGUUCAAGUACAAACAGAUUCCCAUCUCGGAUCAUUGGAGCCAGAAUCUCUCGCAGUUCUUCCCAGAAGCCAUCAGCUUCAUUGAUGAAGCUCGUGGACAAAAGUGUGGCGUUCUCGUUCACUGCCUCGCAGGUAUCAGCCGCUCGGUAACGGUGACGGUUGCCUACCUCAUGCAGAAGCUCAACCUGUCCAUGAACGACGCCUACGACAUCGUCAAGAUGAAGAAGUCCAACAUCUCCCCUAAUUUCAACUUCAUGGGACAGUUACUAGACUUUGAGCGUACGCUGGGGCUCAAAAGCCCGUGCGACAAUCGCGUGCCCGCUCCGUCCCAGCCCUUGUACUUCACUACGCCGACCAACCACAACGUCUUUCAGUUGGACCCUCUCGAAUCUACGUGAGGUCCCGCCACGACAAUCCCCUUUUGGCUCUAAAAGUGUUUGAAUCUCGAAACAUGGGUUUCUUUUUUCGACGCCUGUCAAGGGGUUCCUGACGUUAUUGAGUCGGCUUGAGACGACAGCUGAUCAGAGAAGCCACUGAUGUGGGGCAUGUGGUGUGCCCAGAGCUUAUAAGCUGCUGUUUAAUGGAGACAAAACAGACAUUAUGUGAGACUGUACAUCUCCGAGACUUUAUAAAAUAGUUCUUUUUUCUAUAAAUAUAUAUAUACAGAUAUAUAUAUGUGCAUAUUCAAGCAUGGAAAGACUACGGAAAGAAAUUCUAUGGAUCGUCCAAUAUUUUAUGACUGGGGCUGGUGUGCCAAAGAGACUGGAACUGAACAAUUACAAAUACUUUAUUUGUUUUGUUUAGCACUUGCACCUUCAAUUUGUAUGGGUGUGUGAUAUUCUUGUCUUCAAUGAAGACUUGCCUGUUUUGGGAUGAGACUCCCUUCGGUAAUGAUGGCAGUGUGUACUGUACUCCAACUUAUUUGCGUGGAGAAAUUUUUGAAACAUUUAUACACGUGUAUAGUAAAUAUGUUGAUAAGCCUUGCCAUAGUUAGAAUACACCUGUUUCAAAGGAACAACCUUUUCUUCUCUUUUUGUCGUCCUUAUGUAUACAAAGUACUGAAUAUUGAUCAAUAUUACAUUUAUCUGAGUUUAAAUGCCAAAAAUGUUAACAUGUUUUGCAAGAUCAUUCAUGUGUAAAUGUAUAAUAUAUUUCUGUUUUUUCGCUUUAGCUUUUCACCGCCUUUUAACCACCAACACGAAUCAUUGCUAUCCCUUGCCUUAGUUCUGUACAUAAGAGUGUCAUCGUGCAGUAACCUGACCAAUGCCCCAUAGGCGUCCCAUCAGCUAUCAAUAAUCGUGAGCAUCCAUGUGUUUGUAUGUGUACAAGGCGUUCCCCGAAUGCUUUCUGAUGCAUGCACAUGUAUCGCCUUUAUAGUACUCAUAUUUUUUAUUAUUCUGGGGACAUCGGAUUGGUUAAGGCAAGAAAUGCUGAUUUUUUUGUGGUCUCUGUUGAUAAAGAUGGGAGAGGAUUUUAUCUCUCCUCUUCAGGGAAGUUUUUAGUGAGAAGACAUGUUGGGUUGGUUUUAAGGGGUUUUGCUGUCCAUUCAAGCGAAGGCCUGUUUUGGGAGGGGCUGUUUUUACGAAAUCACUCCCUUCAAUAUUACGAAUGUAAAGAAAUGAUAAGUUAUUAAUAAAUUGCUAUUUUGUCUAUUCAAAUCUA
This is a messenger RNA of Paramisgurnus dabryanus, 2892 nucleotides long. It is a transcript of the gene dusp6, whose product is annotated as dual specificity phosphatase 6. Gene Ontology annotation, molecular function: MAP kinase tyrosine/serine/threonine phosphatase activity; MAP kinase tyrosine phosphatase activity; protein tyrosine/threonine phosphatase activity. Gene Ontology annotation, cellular component: cytoplasm; cytosol. The record is from RefSeq and is a predicted model, not a curated record. Lineage: Eukaryota; Metazoa; Chordata; Actinopteri; Cypriniformes; Cobitidae. Gene Ontology annotation, biological process: positive regulation of apoptotic process; negative regulation of ERK1 and ERK2 cascade; regulation of heart growth.